Zootermopsis nevadensis is the source of this 6968-nucleotide messenger RNA. The record is from RefSeq and is a predicted model, not a curated record. NCBI's taxonomy places the organism in Eukaryota, Metazoa, Arthropoda, Insecta, Blattodea, Termopsidae.
UACCAGUCGAUUGAUCGUGCUCAUGUGACCUUUGAGUAAUUUCUACUGUGAGCGUAGAGUAACGUUGCAUAUUUGAGUGUUUACUCGUCCCAGGAAAGGGAAAAUAAAUGCUUGAAUAGUGUAAUCGAGGUCUAAAAACACAUUAUUGACAAAUUAAAGAUACAGUAAAAAGUGUCGCUCAAUUGUUAGCAAGUAAUAUUAGUGUUUAGUGGCGUUAUGUGAAUCUGAAAAGUCAUGGUCGUGUUGUUGUCCUAUACUGAUGAGUGAUUAGCGCGGGAAACUACUAGCGCACAGUGUUUUCUGCUGUCGGAGAAAGAAAUGUCGGCUCUUUAAGGUGGCAGGAAAUAAAUCUACAAAACCAACCGUAACAUGGCUGAUCCUGUGUAUUCAGGAGACUUUUUCCUAGAUCCAGGAUUUACAGUGAAGCAAGAGCCAGUAUCAAUGGAUACAAACAGUUGCAUGACAGCAAGUAUGCCAAUUCCUCCUCGAAAAAUGAUGGAUCUUUCUGAACUGAGGGAUUUUGGUUUUGAUUUCCUUGACGUAUCUUCAUCACCAUCUACAUCUCAUGAUACUGGCACAGUCACAACUGCAGCACUUCAAGGUUCAUCUGCUUUGUACCAAACAAUAUCAGGUUCAUCAAUGUGGGGGUCACGACUAAAUACAGAGACUGAGCUAAACAGAACUGAUACAUUCCGCAUGGAUGAUGAUGAUAUUUUUCAAGUUGACAAAGCUGACCUGAUACAGGGUCCAACACUGGCAGAACUUAAUGCCAAUGAUGAGAAUUUACUUGAAGAUUUAAACUUUGAUGAUCUUCUGCUGCCAGAGGAAAACAGUUAUUAUAUCAGUGUGCCAACAGUAGCUUCACAUUCAAGACAUGCCAUCACAAAUGUACCGCCAUUAGUGCAAGUCACAAACACAAACUCCAAUGCAUACAGUAAUAGCCAGAACUCUAGCAUCUUCACCCCAUCAUCUUUUCCACCAGCUAGUCUUGGCUUCUACAAAGAUUCAUUUGCAGCCUCUUCUAGUGUUCCAUCUAGCCCUAUGGACCCUUUUGGUAAGAUAAAUAGUAAUAGUGCUGUGACAUGUUCUGAUGCUCUCUCUACAACAAGUCACCAUAGUUCAAGUUCCUCCCUUUUGCUGCAUUCAGCUGCCUCCUCAGUCACUCCACCCCCCUUAGGUAUCAGCCCCUUACAACAGAAACAUAGCACUUUGCAUGAGCUUCUGUUGAAAAAAGAAGCAUUCUCAGCAUCUCCUGAUCGGCAACUGCUGGGACAGUCUGUUCCUGGCCCUGCAAGUCCCAUAACUGCAAUGACAGCCUCCUCGGGACUUGAUUCAGCCCCCAGUAACCGAAUGGGAAGAGGCACUCUCAUCGCAGGUUCCAGCUCUCGACUCUCUUCCUCUGCCCCCACACACCUUGGACUGGAGCAGAUCUGGCAGCGCAGAGAACCACGCCAACAUCUUUUGUCUACUGGUUCUUUAGCUGAAGCAGGAUCCACAUCUUCUUUGUCAACUGGUGGUGUCCUGAGUCCUGAAUCUCACGACUUAUCACAUGAUGAAGGCUUUGACUCUGAAGAUGAUAGUGAUCACUAUGAAGACUUCUCAUCAGAUGCAGAAUCUACAAUAAGUGAUGGAGAACCUAGUAUGUCAAAACUGUCUUCAUCCAUGACGAAGAAAGAACGCUACUUUUGGCAGUACAAUGUGCAAGCUAAAGGACCAAAAGGACAACGUCUUGUACUAAAGACUCGUUUAGAAGACCCGCAUGUUCUGAAUGAAGUUACAGAUCCAGUGUUCAGUCCUGAGUGUUCAGUAAGAGGAAUAAAACAUAGUGGUAAAGCAAGGAAAGGAGAUGGAAAUGAUUUAACGCCCAAUCCUCGUAAAUUGUGCAGUAUUGGUAGGGAGCUGGAUAAGUUAGGGCGGAUAAUAAAUGACAUGACACCUGUAAGUGAAUUACCGUUCAACGUACGACCUAAGACACGAAAAGAGAAGAACAAACUUGCUUCCAGAGCAUGUCGACUGAAGAAGAAAGCUCAACAUGAGGCCAACAAAUUGAAGCUGUAUGGCUUGGAACAAGAACACAGGCGUCUCAAUGCUGGUAUCUCUCAGAUCAAACAGGUUUUGGCAGCAAAGGUCACUACAGAAAAUCUUGAAAAUCAGGAGGAACUUACACAGCACAUAGAAAAAGUAGUCAAAACAGCUACAAAAUUAAAGAUAGCUGGCUAUACGACUGACUUUGUUAACCGUGUGUUGGACAAAGUGAAGGGCGGUAUACCAGGUGGAGGAUUGGAUGAGCUAUAAAUGAUACUGGAUUCUUAUCAUCCAUGGCUGCUUUCCUAUAUAUCCUCAUAAAUAUUAUAGGUAUGUAUGUACUGUACCAGAAACUUCCAGAAAAAUAUGCUCUACACAGUACCGAGAUUGUAUUUUUCAUGCAGAUGAAAUUGCCUGUUUGAUAGCUGUAGUAGACGAUAAAAGUAGUAGAAAUAGUGUUUACACUUUUCUGAGCUGGCCAUUACAGACUUAGAGUGAAAGAAGUUAAAUGUAGUUCUGUAGUUAUUUUUAUUAUUUGGUGUGUGUUGAAGAGGGAGAAGUAUGCUUUCAUGCGUGUAAAGCAAUAUAGGUACGAAAGAGCAUUGUAAAUGGUGGCAGUUAAAAAAAAUACACAUUGUUGUAGUACUAAAGGAUGACAUGCAUUUCAUAAAAAGUAAUAAUUAGUUAUGGAUAUGUACUCAUGUUGCAGAUAUUGUUUUUAUUUAUUUCUGAACUGACCUUUGCUUUCAUUUACCAUACAAACUCAUCCUAGAGCCGGUGAAUAAACUGUGUGAAAAAUACCUUAAAUGAAAAUAAUUAUAUUUUCUGUUUAAGUGCCACAUACCAAUAAAUUUGCAUUGAAUAUAUGAUAUUUAAAAUAUGUGCGUUUUAAUAAUCUGUGACUGAAAUUUGAUUUUUAAAAGAAUUCAAUCCAGUUGUUAAAUUACAUAGUCAUCAGUACUUGUAACAAUAACAUGUGAAAUCCACACCUGGAACUUUUCUAAGACACUACUACUUAUAUAUGAACCAUGUUUAUUUCUAUGUAACUUUGCUAAAUUAUUUUCAUGCCCAGUGUUUGAUAAAACUGUGCCAUAUUGCAAUUUUCUAUGUCCAAGAUGUGAAAUAUAAGUAGUCACAUUUUAAAUGUUUGAUUUAUGGCCAGUUUGAAAGUGUGUAAAUACAUCAACUGCAGAAAGAAUAUUCAUAUUGAUGUUUAUAUGGUUAAACUUAUUUUUUAUUAUAAGCGACUAAUUUUGAAAGUCUAAUAUUACUGCCUUGAAAAGUUUAUUUAUAACAGAAUACUUUAUAAGAUGUUGUGGUCCUAGAGUGUGUGAGUGUAUAUAUAUAUAUAUACAUAUAUACAUACACACACACACACAAUGUAGAACUUUUAUUAUUAUUUCAGAAUGUAGAAAUGUAUUACAUUUUAUAGUUUUGUCUCUUUUGGAAUUGUAACAUUUUUUAUGACAAUUGCUGCGUUGUCUCAUGACCUGUAACAUUAAUAUAGUUCUUAUUGUAUUUAUUGUUGCACAUGUUGUAAUCUGUUUCUGGGAAAUAUGCCAGUGAUGCCAAUUUGUCAUUGAAAUAAUUUUAGACAUUGCAAAGUAUGUGAUAUGGUUUUAACAAUGGGUAAUAUUAAUUAUACCAUAGCUUUAUAGGAAAACUAGAAACAGAUGUUUAACCAUUUAACAGCUUUCAUCUGUGUAACAUUUGCAUCUUUGAAGUAAUUGACUAGGCACUGAAUGAUUUGAAUUGUGACUGUUUUAAUUUGGGCUUUGAUACUGUCAUUUGUAAAUAUUAAAUUCAACAGACCAACACUUUUGUACACUGCACAGUAACUUUUACAUUUUAAUAUAUAAUUAUUAAAGCAAUUAAGUCUUUUUUGGAUAUGAUCAACUGUGUAAGUAUGGAGUUCAGUCCAAUGUUUCAUACUGCCUUUGCAUCCAUCAUUAAUGCUGAUGUAAUGAGUGAUAUGACUCCAUUGUAUUUGUACCUGUAACUUCCCAGUCUGUUCUGCUUAACUUAGAUAUUUUGGGUUACUGGUUGUUGAUCCUUUUAUGCAUUGUUGCAGUCAUGUCACCCAUCAGAUCAACCCUGAUGAUGGAAGGAGAGUCUAUGAAAUGUUGGAUUGAACUCCAUACUUACAUCACCUGAGAAGGCAUCAUUGCAUUCUGUUGCUAUGAAAGCUUCAAAUUUUAUAUGGGCCACCAGAGAUUUUUGUGACCCUGCAACAGUUAUUUUGAUUAGCAUGUGCAUGAUGCUUUUAUUUUACAUUCUCACAGUUUCUUCCCCAUGUAAUGUGAUGUGAUAUUGAAUUAACUUUGCCAAGGAGUGUUGUUUUUCAUUGAUAUAAAAUACAGUUUUUAUUUCUUUUUUAUUUAACAUGGAUGUUUUAAAAGGUAGUUUUUAAUUUAUUUCAUAUGAAAAUAUGUGUAAUAUAAUUUAUUUUUAUUCUUUUGUAAUAAUGUUUAGUUGGGCUAAUACAGAUUUAGUUAAGAUGUUAAACAUUUUUCAAGAGUAUUUAUUAUAAUUUUGUCAGUUCUUUUAUAAAUGAGAAUUUUGCAUUUUCUUAGUAGAAAAUGUUUACAGAAUAGUAUAUGAUAAUGCACAAAUAUCAUGUAAACUGUUACUUAUGUUGAGAUUUGUUCUUGAAUAUCAAAACUUCUGAUCUUAAAUGAACCUAAGAUAAUUGAAAAUCUAAUUGACAUACAGAAUUACUCUUUUGUUUGCAUUAAUUUUCGUAAUUUCACUAAUUUUGUUAUAAUUUUAACAUUGAAAGCUGUUUAACGUGAGGAGAAGAUGGAAGUUUUUGUUGUAGGUUUCAUGGGGUGAUAAAUAUUGAAUUUUACAAAAGUACAGAGAAACCUUAAUUCAAUGUCAUUCAGUAUAUAUGCAACACAGACACAGAAGCUGCUGUUUCUUUCAUAUAAACAUUAAUUGCUGUUACAACAGAGUUCAUAGUUAAAUUGUAUAUAAAGAUUGUGGUGGAUUGUUAUUGUCUUCUACAUUAGAAGACAAAUUUGGAAAUUGAUUUUGAUCUUGUAUAGCCAGUAACAGAUAAUUAUAUAAAUAUUUAAAAGUAUUAUAUCAUUUUAUAUUUUAGAAUAUUGUCACUUGAUGUGCAUUUUAAGGAAUUUUGUAAAUGCAGUCCAUAUAUUAAAACAGUAAUUUUGUAUCCUUAAUGUGAAGGUUGGCACCAUUGUUCAUGCAAAUAUAUUAUAAUAGUUUCACCUUCGCUAUAUAGACAAAUUGCUUUUGCCAAAAACACUUCUUAGUGUCCAUGGUAAAGAUCCAAACAGUAACUUAACGCAUAGUUCCUACUGAUGAAUUACAUUAAGAUACAUGGUAUAUUUAAGAUGUAUGUUCAAAAUAACCUCAUGUUAAAUAUGUAUAAAGUAUCUAAGCUUAUUUGUAUUGUACUUAUAGAAGAUAUUUCAUAAUUUAUAAAGGUUUUACAAUGUACUCUAUUUUGAUGAUUGGAUGGAGUAUGUUACUUGCAGUAAUAAGUAAUAUAUAUUAUUAAUAACAAUGAUGAAUGCUGUGCAACUACUAUAGGAUAUAUUAAAGGAAGGUAUUUUACUUGGCCAUCAUAUAUUAACAUUAAACAAAACCAGUAAAAUAAACAUAUGCUUGAAAAUGGAGUGUUGGUGAUAUGCAAUAAUCUGUGCUUGGAAAAAAUGGAGGCUCGAUAAAUAAUUUCGUCGUCUGGCAGAAGUAUGUUUCAACUGUUUUCAGACAUCAUAUGUGUCUGAAUUGUUGCAGAAUGCUCAACAUGUAAUGGAUGGUAGAAGACAUUUUAAAAAUUGGAUUCAUUUAUUGUUUCUGAAAAUGGACAAGUAUGUAUUUUUAUACACACUAAUGGAUUGAAUAGGUUUAAGGUGGUUUGAAGUAGCUCCCUUACAUAACUAUGGUACAACCUUGUUGUAAUGAGAGCAUUACAUUGAAAUACUGUUGGUGUUAAUCAAAACUAAAUUUUGUUCUAGCAGCAUGUAAAUAGAAUUGUUUGUACCUAACCCCGGUAAUUUUUAAAAUUCAGUGCUGUGUAUCGGUCAUAAAGCUAUACUGCUAAGUUUCAUCAUUGUGAUCAUAAUUUUCAUUCUCAUAUCUUAUAUGUUUUAGUGGAACCUUUAUAUAAUGAAUAUGUGACAAAGAAAUGUAUCAUUGAGCUUUUGUCUGAAUCAGCAUAAAUUUUGCUGUAUGUUUAACAUCAGUAAUCUUUAAAAUGAAUGCUAUGUGUACAUCAUAAAAUGAUUUUGUUAAUCCUCAACGUUGCUUCAAUGAGUAUCUCUGUCUGAUGUAAUUUGAAAGAAUUUUUUUGCAAGCUAAGCUUGAUGGUAUAUAGUGCAAGUCUUUCCUCAUCCCAAAACUAUGGAUGUGGUUUCAGUUAGAAUUAGAUGUGCUGUAGUGUGUGUGUGUGUGUGUUUUUUUUUUUUUAAAAAAAAAGAGAUGAUAGGAGGACAUAUUUAUCAUAGAAUUUGCAUUUUACUUCUAUUACAUGUUAUCACCGAUACAGUAAACUUCAGUCUUUCAGUGUCUCAGGAUAGAGUCCAGUAAUGGUCUCUCAUGAACACGGUGAUGAGGUGAUGAAGGGGUUCCAUAAAUGGCGGGGAAUUUUUUCUAUUUGAGCAACUCUUACCUUGUCAAGAAUGAUUUAUAUGCAUGUAGUUAUGUCAAGAGUCCUUUAAUUUACAGUGAUUCAUUGCAUGUGAACUGAUAUAUUUUCAUCUUUGUGAUCAGACAUUAAUUGCAGUACUGUACUUCCAUACACAGUUUCUAAGCAACAAAUAAUUGAGAAUUUGAGUUUGUUGGAACUGUCAGAAAAGUUAUAUUUAUAAGAGAUUUAGAAAGUGCUUUGUGAUUUUGUAACUGGGGAAUCUGAUUUCAUAUUAAAUUUCAGUAUAUGAGUGAAUAAUUAAAUUUAAAAAUAUAAUAUGUUUGUGAAA